CCCGCGCCUGCCGGUGGGUCCCGGGCGACGCGCCCUCCACGCCUGCCCGCGCUCCCCGGGUUCCACUUUCACUUUCGGUCCCGGGCCGGCGAGGCAGGCGGCCGCGGCGAGAAGGGGAGCCGGGCCUCGGACCCCCAGAAUUUGAACAAGAAGAUGGUGCCUCUGCCCCUCAGAUGGCCACUUGCAAGCAUGUCGUUUCUACUUUUCUCACUACUGAUUCUCUUAGCUGUAUCAACCCCUUCAUGGUGUCAGGGCACUGAAGCUACAUCUCCAAAAGCUAGUAAUGGGGCACCAUUUCCUUGGAAUAAAUUGAGACUUCCUGAGCAUGUCAUCCCAGUUCACUAUGACCUCACGAUCCAUGCAAACCUCAGCACACUGACUUUGUGGGGAAACACAGAAAUAGAAGUCACCACCAGCCAGCCUACUAGUACCAUCAUCUUGCAUAGUCACCUCCUACAAAUAUCUAGGGCCACCCUCAGGAAAGGAGCUGGAGAGAAGCUGACAGAAGAACCACUGAGGGUCCUGGAAUAUCCCCCCCAUGAACAAGUCGCACUUCUGGCUCCGGAGCCACUUCUUGUUGGGGUCCCAUACACAGUUGUCAUCAACUACGCUGGCAAUCUCUCUGAGCACUUCCACGGAUUUUAUAAAAGCACCUACAGAACCAAAGAAGGAGAAGUGAGGGUACUUGCAUCAACACAGUUUGAACCGACUGCAGCUCGAAUGGCUUUUCCCUGCUUUGAUGAACCUGCUUUGAAAGCGAGUUUCUCAGUUAAAAUCAGAAGGGAGCCAAGGCACCUGGCCAUCUCCAACAUGCCGUUGGUGAAAUCUGUCACUAUUGCUGAAGGACUCAUUGAAGACCAUUUUGAUGUCACUGUGAAGAUGAGCACCUAUUUGGUGGCCUUCAUUAUUUCAGAUUUUAAGUCUGUCAGCAAGCUGACCAAGAGUGGAGUCAAGGUUUCUGUGUAUGCUGUGCCAGACAAGAUAUAUCAAGCAGAUUAUGCCCUGGAUGCCGCAGUAACCCUUCUGGAAUUUUAUGAGGAUUAUUUCAGCAUUCCAUACCCUUUACCCAAGCAAGAUCUUGCUGCAAUUCCUGACUUUCUCGGAGCUAUGGAAAACUGGGGCCUGACCACAUACAGGGAAUCCUCUCUGUUGUUUGAUGCAGAAAAGUCUUCAGCAUCCAGCAAACUUGGCAUCACAAUGACUGUGUCCCACGAACUUGCACACCAGUGGUUCGGGAACCUUGUCACUAUGGAAUGGUGGAAUGACCUUUGGCUUAAUGAGGGAUUUGCCAAGUUUAUGGAGUUUGUGUCUGUCAGUGUGACCCAUCCGGAACUGAAAGUUGAAGAUUAUUUCCUUGGCAAGUGUUUUAAUGCGAUGGAGGUUGAUGCAUUAAAUUCCUCACACCCUGUGUCCACACCUGUGGAGAAUCCUGCUCAGAUUCGAGAGAUGUUUGAUGAUGUUUCUUAUGAAAAGGGAGCUUGUAUUCUGCAUAUGUUAAGAGAUUAUCUGACUGCUGAUACAUUUAAAAGUGGAAUUGUGCACUAUCUCCAUAAGUAUAGCUAUAAAAACACAAAAAAUGAGGACCUCUGGAAUAGUAUGGCAACUAUUUGUCCCACAGAUAGUACACAAGGGACGGAUGGCUUUUGCUCUAGAAGUCAACACUUGUCUUCAACCUCACACUGGCAUCAGGAAGGUGUGGAUGUGAAAACCAUGAUGAACACCUGGACGCUGCAGAAGGGCUUUCCCCUGAUCACCAUCACAGUAAGAGGGAGGAACGUACACAUGAAGCAAGAACACUACAUGAAAGGGUCUGACAACGCCCCAGAAACUGGGCACCUAUGGCAUGUUCCAUUGACAUUCAUUACCAGCAAAUCAGACUCUGUCCAGAGAUUUUUGCUGAAGACAAAGACAGAUGUGCUCAUCCUUCCUGAAGCAGUGGAAUGGAUCAAAUUUAAUGUGGGAAUGAAUGGCUAUUACAUCGUGCAUUAUGAGGAUGAUGGAUGGGAUUCUUUGACUGGCCUUUUGAAAGGAACACAUACAGCAAUCAGCAGUAAUGAUCGGGCGAGUCUCAUUAACAAUGCAUUUCAGCUUGUCAGCAUUGGAAAGCUAUCAAUUGAAAAAGCCUUGGAUUUAAUCCUGUACUUGAAACAGGAAACUGAAAUUAUGCCUGUGUUUCAAGGACUGAAUGAGCUGAUACCUAUGUAUAAAUUAAUGGAGAAGAGAGAGAUGAAUGAAGUAGAAACUCAAUUCAAGGCCUUCCUCCUCAGGCUGCUGAGGGACCUCAUUGAUAAGCAGACAUGGGCGGACCAAGGCUCAGUCUCAGAGAGAGUGCUGCGGAGCCAGCUCCUCCUUCUUGCCUGUGUGCGCAAGUAUCAGCCCUGUGUGCAGAAGGCAGAAGACUAUUUCAAAAAGUGGAAGGAAUCCAAUGGAAAUAUGAGCCUGCCUGUUGAUGUGACCUUGGCAGUAUUUUCUGUGGGGGCCCAGAACACUGAAGGCUGGGAUUUUCUUUAUAGUAAAUAUCAGUCUUCUUUGUCCAGUACCGAGAAAAGCCAAAUUGAAUUUGCCCUCUGUACGAGCCAAAAUAAGGAAAAGCUUCAAUGGCUACUAGAUCAAAGUUUUAAGGGAGAUAUAAUAAAAACUCAAGAGUUUCCAUAUAUUCUUACACUCAUUGGCAAAAACCCAGUGGGAUAUCCUUUGGCCUGGCAGUUUCUGAAGGAAAAUUGGAAUAAACUUGUACAAAAAUUUGAACUUGGCUCAGCUACCAUAGCCCACAUGGUAACGGGAACAACAAAUCAAUUCUCCACCCAAACACGUCUUGAAGAGGUAAAAGGAUUCUUCAGCUCUUUGAAAGAAAAUGGUUCUCAGCUCCGCUGUGUUCAACAAACAAUUGAAACCAUUGAAGAAAACAUACGUUGGAUGGAUAAGAAUUUUGAUAAAAUCAGACUGUGGCUGCAAAGUGAAAAGCUUGCACUGCUGUAAUAAUUUGUUUCUUGCCAAGUUCCUAUGAUCUAUAACAUCCAGAAUUUUGUUCAAUGUGAAUAUUUCCAAACCAGAGAUAGUUGUUUUGGCUCUAGCUGGAGAUACUUCCAUUUAUUCAUUUGACCAUAUCUGAAUGAUUUAGAAAUUUCUAAGUUUUUUUUUUUCUUGCUGGAGAUUGAACCCAUGGCCCAUACAAAGCAGACACUUCACCACUCUGAGCUACAUCCCUAGCCCUUUCAUUUGACCAUUUAUGUGAAAGGUUGGCUAUUAGUUUUUGCAUAAAUGGCUAUUGCUGCCAUGUAUUUCAUUGGCAGCAUUGCCCUGCAAUGUGAAUUCAAGUAGUGGGUUCCCUGUUACAGAGAAGUAUCUUAUUCUUCUCAAACCCCUGUGCUACUUGUGUCAUUCAUAAACUGCUUCAUCAAUAUCUCUGUAAGACUCUCAGUAGUGAAUAAUAUUGAACAAUGAACACUGGAACAAUAACUAAGAUGGAAAGUGGCUCCCUCUGAUGUCUCCAGAGCUGCAUCCAUCCUCUCUUUCUGGCUUCAUGUCUAGGUGCUGAUUUACAGGGUCCAUCAUCAAGCUUCCUUUAUGGGCUGGUGGAGUGGUGCAAGCAGUUGAGUACCUGCUUAGUAAGUGUGAGGCCCUGAGUUCAAACCCCAGUGCCACAAAAAAAAAACAAAAAAACAAAAAAACAAAAAAAAACCUUGACUAUCAAGCUUCCUUUAUGUCUGGAUUUUGGUUCAGAGACAGAGGAGUUUGGAACUGGGGUUGGAGGAGGAAGUAGGAAGUAUUUAUUUCCUUGUUCCCUUGCAGGUUGCCUCACACUCGUCUCUACCAAAGUUCUUAGCUCCUGAGAGGAGGCCCUUUUUCUCACAUAGUCUUUUCCAUCUCUGGGCUGGGUUAACUGCUUCCUCCUCUCAUUCCUUCAGGACUAAGCCACAGUGGGAGCCUAGGGGAACUAGUCCUGACGGCACUCGUGAUCUUCAUAUGCCUUGCCUGCACCUUUGUAAAAAAAUUCUUGCAUAGUGCCUUCCUUCGAUAAAUGUGUCACAUUUCCUCAGGGGCCCUGACUGACAGAGUCCCUUCUGAAAAGCAUCAGCUGUUCAGGUUUAUAUAGUAAAAACCUUUCAUCUAAAGUUGUAUUGGAGAGGUAUUGAUCUUUAAGUUAGGCAGGUGAUGUUUUCUUUCUUGGCUCCUCAUUCGGCCUAAUUUUUAGUUAGUAACUCAUUAUUGGCACUCAUUGGCAAUCAAUCAUUGCAGAGUCACUAAUAAAUGGUAUUAUGAAAUGUUAUAAUUUAUUAUCCUUGUAUUAUGCUAAGUGAUACUUUGUUUUCAAUUGAAGUCUUAUAUAUGAAUUGUUGAAUAUUUGGCAUAACUUUCAAGAUAAAGGAAAAUGAUUAAUAUGGAAAAUGUCAAAAUGUAUUGCUUUAAUUCUGUACAGAAUAGUCUCACUUUUUAGACAUAAAUCUUGUGCUAGUAAGCCUUUCAUUGCUGUGACAAAAUACUUGAGAAAACUGAGUUAAAGAGGAAAUACUUAUUUUGGCUCAAGGUUUCAUAAGUUUCAGUCUCAGGUGGGCUGGCUCCAUUGUUAUGGGCUUGUGGUGAGGCAGAACAUCAUGACUGUGGGAGCACAUGACAGAGGAGGCAGCCCAACUCAUGGUGGAUGGGAAGCAGAGAGAGAGAAAGAGAUUAAAGUCACACCCCCAAUGAUCCACUUUCUCUAAGACCUACCCCAUCAGUUACGAACUCAUCAGUGGAUCAGUCCAUCAAGGCUAGUGCUCACGAUUCAAUCGCCUCUCCAUGCCUCCGCCAACUGCAAACAGAGCCUUCAACACACGAGCCUUUGGGGCACGUCAUAUCCAAGCCAUGACAAAUGCUUCUACAGUUCUGGUUUUAUUCCUGUUACAUGGCUGAUGGUUUGAUAAUGAAAACCAAUUACUGGUAAUUUCUUCCCCAGGAUACUUUACUUCUUUAAAAAAAGCACACACAGAGCCAAGAUUUUAAUGGAAAAUAUUUUGCUUUAAUUGUAUCUUAUAUCUUGAUUAAUGAAAUACAGAAACAUUGAUUUUCAGUUUUGGUCACCUAUCUUCAUUACUUUUGGAAAAGCCCAUGUUCUAGACACAUACAAUAUUAUAAUGUGCAUAACUGUUUGGUAAUAAAAAUUGUCUUUACUUUUAAGCAGAUAUUUGUGUUAUUUUCUCCUGACUAGUUUUUUUUUUAAAGGACUCUAGAUCCUGUAGCUUACUCAAGUCAUUUUGAGUUACUUGCAAACAUCCAAGUCUUGAAGAUAUUUCUAAUAAGAGGCAUAUUCCAAGUACCUUAAAUGAAUGAGGCAUUCUUAAAUCUCUCAGUUUUUAAGAGUACUUCUCUGUAUGCAUGGAACUUAGAACUGCAGCUACACCCUUGCAAAUACAUCUGUCAGCAUCAAAGGUAUCAGUACUGUUACAAACAAAACAAAAAGGGCAAAUCCCCAUCCUGCCCAAAUAGGAAGAUGAAAUAUAUAACUAAAAUCCCUCAGGAAACGUGGUUUUUCUUUUCUUGUUGGUGCCUUAAAGAUAGAAUAAUGAUUGUCUCCUUGAUGGGACAGAGACUUAGUAUUUUAAGGUAGAAUUUGAAACCUAGUAAGUAUGUGCCUGACUUGUAGACAGCAUUUUAGGGAUGAUUAACAAAAUUUGAUGCCUACCAUAAGCAGUAUUAUUAUUUUUGCUU
This is a messenger RNA of Castor canadensis (American beaver), 5688 nucleotides long. RefSeq names its product endoplasmic reticulum aminopeptidase 1 (gene Erap1). The record is from RefSeq and is a predicted model, not a curated record. NCBI's taxonomy places the organism in Eukaryota, Metazoa, Chordata, Mammalia, Rodentia, Castoridae. Gene Ontology annotation, cellular component: membrane; cytoplasm. Gene Ontology annotation, biological process: peptide catabolic process; proteolysis. Gene Ontology annotation, molecular function: metalloaminopeptidase activity; zinc ion binding; peptide binding.